AAUGCACGGGGGCAAGAGGCAAGAGGCGGUGAACAAGCUGUGCAGCGGCAAGCCCCGGUCCGCCAAUCAGCCCCUCAGUCUCGCCGGUGCUCUCGAUGAGUACCCCUUAAAGCUCCCCUCCGACGACGUCGAAAUGACAGCCGCCUCAUCGCCAAAAGAAGACGACGACGCGCACGAACGUAAUGAGGAAAUGGACGACGACCUCUUCGGACACGAUCACGACCAGGAGGCCAGGCCUGCAGCGGCUUCCCCUACCGCCUCCGGUCCGGACUCUGACCGCCUCCCCUCUCCCGAGCGAGAGAGGCGGCAGGCCCUCGAGUAUGAGGAGGACGAUGUCCCGCCGGAAAUCGCGGUCGAGGUCAAGGAGGCCGAAGUCACCUUUCCAAACCUCCCUGUCCCAAAGUCCUCUGACGGAAAGAACUGGGUCGUCCGGAUGCCCAACUUUGUAAAGGUGGACACAAAACCGUUUCAUCCAGACACGUACAUAGGCCCCGAACAAGAAGAUGAGGAAAACAUGCAGGGCGACACCGUCAAAGAACGGAGUAUGACUAUCAAACUCAAGGUGGAGAACACCCUGCGUUGGCGGUGGACGAAAGAUGAGAACGGGCAAGAGAAAAGAGAAUCUAACAGCCGUGUCAUCCGCUGGUCAGAUGGGACACUAAGCCUUCGCCUCGGAAAAGAGUACUUCGACAUCACCCAAUCCAUCGACACCUCCGCCGGCGUCUCGCGCCAAUCCCUCGGUGGCUCCCAAUCCCAGCCAUCCCAAUCCCAGACCCUAGCCCAAUCUCAAUCUCAAUCACAGUCCCAAGCACCCCCACAAAAAUCUGAAGGCCUCACCUACCUCGUCGCACAGCACAAGCGCUCCCAAGUCCUCCAAUCCGAGGCCCUCAUCACGGGCUACAUGUCCCUGCGGCCGACCGGCAUGCAGUCCGAGACGCACCGCAUGCUCGUGCGCGCCGUCGGUCAAAAACACAACAAGGUCGCGCGCCUGCGCAUCGCGCCCGAACCGACUGUAGACCCCGAGCGCGAGAAGCUCGAGCUGAUGAAGCAGAGCGCGAAGAAGUCCAAGAAGCGGGCGGAGGAGGACGGCUUUGGGGCUGGGGGCAGGAGGCGGAGGGGUGGGUAUAGGAGGCAGACAGACACGGAUGUGCUGUGGAGUGAUGACGAGGAGGAGGAGCGCGGGAUGUACGCGGGCUCGGAGGAGGAGUACGAGGAUGGGGGUGGUGGGGGGACGCCCAGGAAGCCGAAGAGGAAGCCGCAGGCGGAGAAGGGAGGCGAGGAGUACCAGGCGGAUGACUUUGUCGUGCCGGACGAGUCGGAUGAGGAUGGAGAGGGCGCACCAAAGAAGAAAAGAGCAAGAGACGCGAGCCCUCAGGAUGACCUCGAACGCAUGGAAGCGAGUCUUGAGAAGCAGGCUGCUGCCGACCGCAAGAGCCGGGGCGGCGACAGUAAAAAGAGCAAGAAAAAGGAGGACGAGGACGAGGAUACGCCCGACGAAGAUGCCGAAGCCGCGAUGGACGUGGAGAGCGAGGAAGAGGAGGAAGAGUUCAAGGUGCGGCGCGUCACCAGCAAACGCGCCAUUACUUUCGACGAGGAUGAGGAGUA
Cyclocybe aegerita is the source of this 1605-nucleotide messenger RNA. The record is from the annotation of a GenBank genome assembly. Lineage: Eukaryota; Fungi; Basidiomycota; Agaricomycetes; Agaricales; Hemipholiotaceae.